Nothobranchius furzeri (turquoise killifish) is the source of this 2856-nucleotide messenger RNA. It is a transcript of the gene prep, whose product is annotated as prolyl endopeptidase. Gene Ontology annotation, molecular function: oligopeptidase activity; serine-type endopeptidase activity. The record is from RefSeq and is a predicted model, not a curated record. Gene Ontology annotation, cellular component: cytosol. Lineage: Eukaryota; Metazoa; Chordata; Actinopteri; Cyprinodontiformes; Nothobranchiidae. Gene Ontology annotation, biological process: proteolysis.
GUGACAUUUUGAGCCAACAAAACAGCGAGCGACGUGCCUCUUGUGUGCGCUCGUUGACUGCCAGUGAGCGGCGUAGCCUGCUGUACCUUCCCCUGUUUCAGUGUUUUAAGUUGAUGAUUUACAGAAUCAACAGACCGAUACACUCUCUGAGUAAACUUUUUGUGUUACGCCAUUCUCGAAAACUAACGUCCAAAAUGUCUUUUCAGUACCCACAGGCUUACCGUGACGAGGCAGUUGUGGAUGACUACCAUGGCGUCAAAGUUCCAGAUCCAUACAGCUGGUUGGAGGAUCCUGAUAGUGAAAAGACACAGGCUUUUGUCAACUCUCAGAACCAGCUGACGUUACCGUUUUUAGAACAGUGUGAGGUGCGGGACCUGUUCAAGGAGCGGAUGACCGAACUGUAUGAUUAUCCCAAGUACAGUUGUCCGUUUAAGAGGGGAAGCAGGUAUUUUCACUUCUAUAACACCGGCCUCCAGAACCAGAGUGUGAUGUACGUCCAGGAGAGUCUAGAUGCCGAACCAACCGUCUUUUUAGAUCCAAACACAUUUUCUGACGACGGAACUGUUGCUCUUCGAGGUUAUGCGUUUUCUGAGGAUGGGGAAUACCUGGCGUACGGCACCAGUGCUAGUGGGUCUGACUGGGUUGAGAUCCACUUCUUGCGGGUUGAGGGUGCCGCGUCGCUGGACGACCACCUGGAACGAGUAAAGUUUAGCUGUAUGUCCUGGACUCAUGAUGGGAAGGGUCUUUUUUACAAUUCCUACCCAGAGCAGGAGGGCAAAAGUGAUGGCACCGAGACCUCCACCAACCUGCACCAGAAGCUGUACUUUCACGUUUUGGGAACUCCCCAGUCUGAGGACGUCUUGUGUGCCGAAUUUCCCGACUACCCCAAGUGGAUGUGUGGCGCUGAGGUGUCGGAUGAUGGUCGAUAUGUGUUGCUGUCGAUCCGGGAAGGUUGUGAUCCUGUGAAUAGACUCUGGUAUUGUGACCUCCAGACGACCUUGCAGGGUAUUACAGGACUUUUGCCGUGGGUGAAACUAAUCGACAACUUUGACGCCGAGUAUGAAUAUGUGACCAAUGAAGGCACGUUGUUUACUUUCAAAACCAACUUGGACGCCCCGCGUUACAGACUCCUCAACAUCGACUUUGCCUCUCCGGAUCAGAGCAGCUGGACGGAGCUCAUUCCUCAACACGACAAGGACGUUAUUGUGUUCGCCACCUGUACGUUCUCCAGCUAUCUGUUUGUGUGUUUCCUCCACGAUGUGAAGAACAUAUUGAAGAUGUACCGUCUGAGCUCGGGGGAAGAGCUGAGGACUUUCCCCCUCGACGUCGGCUCUGUAGUUGGGUUCACGGGACGAAAGAGGGACUCUGAGAUCUUCUACUAUUUCACUUCGUUUCUGUCCCCAGCUGUUAUUUACCACUGCGACCUCACCAAGGAGCCUCUGCAGCCACACAUCUUCAGAGAGGUCACCGUCAAAGGUUUCAACCCCUCCGACUACCAGACCACCCAGAUCUUCUUCCCAUCCAAGGAUGGCACUCAGAUCCCCAUGUUUGUAGUUCACAAGAAGGGAAUCAAGCUGGAUGGCUCCCAUCCUGGAUUUUUAUACGGUUACGGCGGCUUUAACAUCUCCAUCACACCGAGCUACAGCGUCUCGCGCCUCAUCUUCGUCCGGCAUCUGGGGGGAGUUUUAGCUGUUGCCAACAUCAGAGGGGGAGGAGAGUACGGAGAAACCUGGCAUAAAGCUGGAAUGCUCGCUAGCAAGCAGAACUGCUUCACAGACUUCCAGUGUGCAGCAGAGUAUCUCAUCAAGGAGGGCUACACGUCUCCGUCCAAGCUGACGAUCAACGGAGGCUCUAAUGGAGGACUGCUAGUUGCGGCAUGUGUGAACCAGCGGCCCGAGCUGUUUGGCUGCGCCGUGGCUCAGGUGGGAGUGAUGGAUAUGCUGAAGUUCCACAAGUUCACCAUUGGCCACGCGUGGACCACGGACUUCGGCUGUUCGGAAAACAAAGAGCAGUUUGACUGGCUCAUCAAGUACUCCCCGUUGCAUAACAUUCGCAUCCCAGAAGGCAAUGGGGUCCAGUACCCCUCGGUGCUGCUGCUGACGGGAGAUCACGACGACCGGGUAGUGCCUCUCCACUCUCUCAAGUACAUCGCCACCCUGCAGCACAUUGUGGGCCGCAGCCCCAAGCAGACCAACCCCCUCUUCAUCCUCGUGGACACAAAGUCGGGUCACGGCGCCGGGAAACCCACCAGCAAAGUGAUCCAGGAGGUGGCUGAUACCUAUGCCUUCAUCGCCCGCUGUCUCAGCCUCUCCUGGGUCAAAUAACCUCAGCUGCCUGUUUUCUUUUUACUGACGUAUGUUUCUAAAGACUGUUGACUCAGUUCUGUUUCCUUAGCGUAGCACACAUGGCUACUCUGUCGGCCAUAUUUGUAGUUUUAGACUCAGGCGCCACCUUGAUGAUUACGGUUAUCGGUUCAUGAGGUUUAAAUGUUUUCAGGGGUUCCUGCGUCGUCUCGGAGCUCCAGCGAUAUUAAUAAUUUAAUGCGUUUAAGUUCAGGAUGGAGAGGCUGAAUGUCACCACCGCGUACAUUCAUGAUAGUAUUGUGUAUCCAAGAGUACUGUAACUGGACAGUGUUGCUGUUGAAGUGGAAACCUGCUAAAACAAUCUGCUUGUUGCAGUGUGCUCAUUUGAGUGUGUGUGUGUGCAUGUUUGUCUGAGACUGCAUCACAUAGAGGAAAUGUGUGUGUCAUAGUUACUUUUGGGUGAUUUCUACCUCUGGACUUGUGCUGGUUGUUUACCCCUUUUAAAGGGAAUGGGACACAACGCCACAACAGUAAACAACUUUUUAAACACGGA